Molecule: messenger RNA, 750 nt
Organism: Aspergillus heteromorphus CBS 117.55
Lineage: Eukaryota; Fungi; Ascomycota; Eurotiomycetes; Eurotiales; Aspergillaceae
Exons: 1
Coding region: 349-594 (81 amino acids)
Source: RefSeq, a predicted model, not a curated record
GGUGCAGCGAACAAGGGUUGGGCGGUUACACGCUGAUUCUGCUGGCCUCUGCGACCCAGUGAGAGAGAAGAGACAGGGCCCCCGAUCGGACGCGCCCGUCGGAGCAUUGAUAAGGGAUCUGUUGGUCAGACUGUCUGUCAGACCGAAUCCAACCUGACGGUCGCGGUUUGCCACAGCGGUCUUCUGGCGGCGGUGGUUACUGGAAGAGGCGCAUCAGGCCGAUUCUGGUGAACCUGACCGCAUUCUAACUCCGGACUCCAGGCCAGUUGGAAAACCAGCGGAUAGCCGAGAUCUGGGGUGGAGGGGAAAGACAGGGCAGGUUGAUAUGACGAUCUACUUACAGAGCAGAUGAUUGAGAUAGUUAGAGAUGUGUCUGCUCCCCUGCCCUCCCCUCCAGGCUCCAGCCAAGGCAGAUUGGAGCGACCCAAUCCUCCGGCCGUGAUUGGCGGCCAGGCGCCGAGUGUCCGCCCCACCGGAGCUGGCCGUGUCUUGCCACUGUGCCAGACUGCCAGAGCCACUCCCAGCCGGCGAGCUGUCUGUUCGAUGCUAUCAGAAUCUGCAAUACUUGCGAUGCUCUGCCAGUCUGCUAUCUAGUGCCAGCAUGGCCAACUGCCAAGCCCCCGCUGGCGCCCGUCAUGCCACGGGGGCGAACCUGGCAUGACUGACUGGCAUGGCGCGACUGUUCGGGCGCACUUAUCUAUCUGGGAUCAUCAGACGGCGGGCUCCACCCUCAGACCGUUUGAAGUUUUG